This is a messenger RNA of Trichoderma harzianum CBS 226.95, 3817 nucleotides long. RefSeq lists its product as hypothetical. Gene Ontology annotation, biological process: carbohydrate metabolic process. The record is from RefSeq and is a predicted model, not a curated record. The coding region runs from base 1 to 3675 and encodes 1224 amino acids. The transcript has 4 exons. Gene Ontology annotation, molecular function: phosphopantetheine binding; kinase activity. NCBI's taxonomy places the organism in Eukaryota, Fungi, Ascomycota, Sordariomycetes, Hypocreales, Hypocreaceae.
AUGCCCGCUACAAUCUACGUUCCUUCUUCUCGGCCAGAUACUCCCAGCAAUGCGCCAGGACAUAUUCUAACUCAGUCUUCAAGCACUACUACCAAUGCAUUCAAGUCUGAUUCAGAAUUACGAACAGUUGAUGCGUUGGUACGCCAACGGGCUAUCUCCUAUCCCGAAGAUCACAUUGUCUCAUACCCGAGAUCAGGUAUCGACUUCAUAGAUUACAACUUACGAGAACUUGAUGUUUUUGCUUGGAGAGCGGCAAAUCGAUAUGCGCAAUAUGUUCCCGCGCGAAAGUCUUCUCAAGAAAAGCCGCGUGUGGUAGCGCUCUUGGGUCUGUCAAACUUUGAGUAUCUCAUAACCUUGUUAGCUUUGACAAAGCUCGGACAUACGGUUUUGCUUGUUUCAACAAGAAUCACAGGGGAAGCUGUUGAAUCACUCAUAAAUGCCACAUCAGCGGCUACAAUUAUUGCUGAUAAGAGGCAUAUCAAUACCGCCAAAGCAGUCCAGGGGCUAGUGCCCUCCCUACAGCUCCUUGACAUUGUUGACCGUGCGGUAUUUGAGUACUCUAUUGAGGCUCAUGGCGAUACUCAGCUGGAUUCUCAGCUGGAUGCCGAGAUUGAGACCCAAAACAUCGCUUUCAUAAUUCACUCUAGCGGGUCAACUGGGCAUCCAAAGCCGAUAUACCAGUCUCACAAGUCAUGCCUUGCAAAUUACUCCGUGAGCAUGAACAUGAGAUCGUUCAUUACAUUGCCGUUGUUUCACAAUCAUGGUAUUUGCAACUUCUUUCGAGCAUUGCACAGCCGGAAGUCAAUUCAUCUCUAUAACGCUGAGCUUCCAUUAACGCAAGACUACCUGCUCAAAAUCAUGCAAGGAAAUAAUUUUGAGAUAUUCUAUGGUGUUCCGUAUGCGCUCAAGCUCCUCUCGGAGACACAGAAAGGCAUUAGUGUCCUUCAGGAAUUGAAGGUUGUGAUGUAUGGCGGCUCAGCCUGUCCAGAUGAUCUCGGGAACCUGCUUGUUGAGAAUGGAGUCAACUUAAUUGGCCACUACGGCGCGACAGAAGUUGGGCAACUGAUGACCUCUUUCCGAGCCGAGGGCGAUAAAGAGUGGAAUUAUGUGCGAGAGAGUGAGAAACUAUCCAAGUUCUUGCAAUGGGUUCCACGCGGCCCAAACCUAUAUGAAUGCGUUGUAUUGGAUGGCUGGCCAUCUAAGGUGCAAUCUAACCAGCCCGACGGCUCUUAUGCCACCAAAGACCUAUUCCAGCCUCAUCCAAGUAUUCCUCGAGCAUGGAAAUACAUUGCCCGCCUCGAUGACACCAUAGUUCUUGUGAACGGCGAGAAAUUCAAUCCUGUAAUGAUGGAGGGAAAGAUACGAUCCAACAAAAAUGUUGCUGAGGCUGUCGUAUUUGGUGCAGGCCGAGCGCAUUUGGGGAUGCUGCUUAUUCCGGCUGCACGAUUGGCCGCUCGUACUAAUGAGGAGAUUCUCGAUACGAUUUGGCCAGUCAUUGAAUCGGCAAACAAAUCUGCGGAUGCAUUUGCUCGAAUCUCGCGCAACAUGAUUCGAGUAUUGCCACACGAUUGUUCAUAUCCUCGAACAGACAAAGGGAGCAUAAUCCGCCAGGCUUUUUAUAAGCAAUUUCAGCAAGAGAUUGAAGAGACAUAUGAUCUUGCCGACACUGUGUCUGGAGAGCUUGUGCAGCUUGACCUCCCAGAGCUUCGCCAGUUUUUGAGAGGUUUGCUUGAGAAGACCGCUGGUUCACCGACAGCCAUUGCAGACGAUGACGACUUUUUUGUGUUGGGUCUGGACUCUCUGCAAGCUAUCCAAAUGAGAAGUGAGAUACUGAGGACAGUUGACAUUGGUGGAAAUAAACUUGGACAACAAAUCGUGUUUGAACAGCCUUCGAUCAAUAGGUUGAGCUCUUUCUUACUUAGCCUCCGAAUGGGUGGUGGUAAGAAUGAGGAGCCAUCGAUCGAACAGCAGAUGGAAAGUCUCGUGGCGCAGUAUUCGAAUGCGUUUGUGUCCAAACCUUCCAGGUCAACCAUAGUUGUUACGGGAGCUACCGGUUCUCUGGGAGCCCAUGUGGUUGCAAAAUUAGCCUCUCGACCAGAUAUUGGCCGCAUCUACUGCCUUGUCCGGGCUGAUGAUUCAUCUCAUGGUCACAAACGAGUUGUGAGCUCGAUGAUACAGAGAAGGGUACACCAUUCAUUAUCACUGUCUUCUCGGCGCAAGGUCGUGGUCCUACCCUCCGACCUAGGCGAACCGGAUCUUGGACUUUCCAAGACAACCUAUGAGACAAUAACGGAAGAAUUGUCUGCCGUUAUCCAUUGUGCUUGGUCAGUCAACUUUAAUAUGCAUUUAUCGAGCUUCGAAAAGGGCAAUAUUGCAGGUGUAUCUCACCUCAUAUCUCUCUGUCAAGCCGCGCAGCCGCCAGCAACAAUGAACUUUUGUUCAUCUGUCAGUACAUGUUCACAGGCGACAGUUAUCCCAGUACCUGAACGCUCUCCGGACUUUGCAUGGGCUCAGAACAUGGGAUAUGCACAGUCUAAGUCGGUAGCUGAGCAUAUCUGUGCCAAGGCCUCGUCUCAAGGUGUUACGGCUCGCGUGCUGCGCGUCGGACAAAUCAUCGGGGAUACAGAGCACGGUGUCUGGAAUGCUCAGGAAGCAGUACCUAUGAUGAUGCAAACUGCAAUCACGAUAGGAGUACUACCAAAACUCCAAGAAACGCCAUCAUGGUUACCUGUUGAUGUUGUAGCAGACGCUGUCACAGACAUAUCGCUUUCGACUGCAGGCAGUAUCUUCGCCAAUAUCACCAAUCCACAAGUCUUUAGCUGGAGUGAUGAUCUUUUGCCAGCUCUACGCAAAUGCGGACUUGUCUUUGACGAAGUUGAGCCAAAGGAGUGGAUUAAAAGAUUACGAGGGUCAAAUCCGGAUCCAAUCGCCAAUCCGCCCAUCAAAUUGACAGACUUCUUCGCAUCCAAAUAUGAUAAGGAUUCAUUUAGCCCGUCGAAAACGUUUGCCACUGAUGUCGCGAGAUCCUUGUCGCCAGCUUUGAACAAAGUCCCCAAUCUGCUGGAUGACCAUGUCGCAACGUUCAUCGGUUACCUAACCGAAAGGGCAUGGAAGAAAUCGGCAUCUCCCUCCGGUGUUGAGAAAUUGGCAAUCGUCAUGAUCGGACCUUGCGGAACGGGCAAAUCUACAAUCGGAAAGCAGAUAUCACAAACCCUCGAUGUUCCAUUCAUCGAGGGCGAUGAAUUGCACUCUCGCCAGGCUGUUGAGAAAAUGCGGUCCGGAGUGAGCCUCGCCGAUGAGGACCGCAUAUCGUGGCUAGAUCGAAUCAAUCAACGUGCAACGGGUACGCUUGUCGACCUUGCUUACGGUUCAGUAGUCAUCAGCUGCUCUGCACUAAAGGAAGUUUAUCGUGACCAGAUUCGUCACCAUAUGACUGCGCACAAGGUGAAAGUUGUUUUUAUCAGCCUAGAGGCCGACAGAGAAAUUCUUGUCAGACGAUUGCAAGAGCGCAAGGGGCAUUAUAUGGGUGAAGCAUUGGUCGACAGCCAGAUUGACUUAUAUGAGCCUCCUAGCAGUAAAGAAUAUGACAUUGUAUCCGUAGAUGCAGGAAACGAUGAGGAGACGGUAUUGGAUACGGUUCAUUGGCUACUAGAAGAUGCCGUUAAAUGGCUCUAAGGGCGUCUAUGGCGAAGCUGUUAGGUGGAACAAUGAAUCAAUGUACAAUUAUCCUCUUAUUGGUAGUCUUUUAGUUUCAACUUCGCAUGUGGACUUAGUUGUGAAAUGGAUCUUGAUUUGAUGCAAUAUAUGAUAUAUAGAG